Acipenser ruthenus (sterlet) is the source of this 1267-nucleotide messenger RNA. RefSeq names its product major histocompatibility complex class I-related gene protein-like. The record is from RefSeq and is a predicted model, not a curated record. The transcript has 7 exons. Gene Ontology annotation, biological process: immune response. Gene Ontology annotation, cellular component: external side of plasma membrane. NCBI's taxonomy places the organism in Eukaryota, Metazoa, Chordata, Actinopteri, Acipenseriformes, Acipenseridae. Bases 1 to 1131 code for a protein of 376 amino acids.
AUGGUGGACCUCACAGAUGCCUACUUUCCUGUCCCGAUAAAACCCAGCCACAGAAAGUGCCUGCGGUUCACAUUCCAGGGCAAUUGUUGUAAAUUUCACGUGCUCCCCUUCAGGCUGUCUCUGGCUCCACACACUUUCUCGAAGUGCAGUGAAGCUGCUCUAGCCCCCCUGACAGCAAGAGGCAUCGGGAUUCUAAACUAUCUCAACGACUGGAUCAUAUGCACUCAGUUGCCAGAAGACGCUGUGGAUCACAUGAACAUUGUCACCUGUCACCUGAGAAACUUGGGGCUUGACGUCAACAUCCAAAAACCCGUUUUAUACCUGACCAUUCACACUUAUCAACACGCGGGUGGCUGUGAGCUGGAUGAUGACGGGACCAGGCGGGCACAUUUGUAUCAUGCGUAUGAUGGGAAGGAUUUUGUUAGUCUUGAUGUAGAUACCAUGACCUGGGUCGCUGCUGUGCCGCAGGCUGUCUUCUAUAAACACAAGCUGGAAGCUGACACAGCAUUGCAACAGAUCACUUUGGACUAUCAUAGACAGGACUGUUUUCAGUUGCUGGAGUGGUGCCUCCAAUAUGGGAUGGAGACCCAGCAGAGGAAAGUCCGCCCUGCAGUGAUGCUGAUACAGAGGAAAGCGCGGGAAUCUGCAGGAACAGACGUCAUUUGCCACGUGACGGGGUUUUACCCCCGAGAGGUUGAGGUGAACUGGAUCAGAGAUGGUGAAGCUCUGCUGGAGGAGGGGGUGUGGAGUGGAGAGGUGCUACCCAACGGGGACACAACCUACCAGCUGAGAAAGACCCUGACAGUGAGUCCUGAGGACCAGAAGAAACACAGCUACUCCUGCCAGGUGGACCACGCCAGUCUGGAUGAGAAGAUGGAUGUGAAAUGGGUUCCAGAGGCUGCUCUCAACAUGGGGUUUGUUGCUGGUGGUGUGCUGGCUGCUCUGGGUCUGAUCAUCGCAGUGAUCAUAGGAGUUCACAUCUGGAAGAAAAGAGCAUCAGGUGCCAGGAGCCCUGACUACACACCAGCACAGACAAAGGAACAAAGUGAUGCUUCAUCCAACUCAUCCAACUCCACCAACAAUGACAGGUGUGACCCCAUUGCAGAGAAGCUGAUGACACAGACAGAAUAAAUGACUCAGCUGAGGCUUCAUCUUUUACACUUUAUUUACCCCGAUAUUGUCACACAGAGCGAUCGGACAAACUGAUAGACAAGGACGCUGUGUUACAGUCAUCUGUGUUAAGAAUUAAGAAUUUGUAGUCAUUUGU